AUGCGCGCGCUCGCGGCCCGCCUCCCGGCCGACCCCGGCUCCGGGCCGGUGCCGCGCGUCGUCGUGAACGCGGUGCACCCGGGGAUGUGCAUCACGGACAUCUUCGCCAAGUUUCCGCUCCCGGUGCGCGCGCUGAUCCGCGGCGCGCAGCGCCUCGUCGCGUACACCGCGGACGAGGGCGCGCGCUUCCUCGUCUGGGCCGCCGUCGGCGACGCGGCCGCGCUCCGCGGGCAGUACAUCGGCGGCGGCCGCCCGCAGGAGUCGAGCGACUUUGUGCUCAGCGAGCGCGGGCAGCGCGCGCAGGAGAGCCUGUGGGCCGAGGUGCUUGACAUUCUGGGGGAUGUGGACCCGAAGGUGCUGAGUAUUGUGCGAGAGUACCUGGAGGAGCCGAAGCAGCACGCAUAG
Molecule: messenger RNA, 405 nt
Organism: Mycena indigotica
Lineage: Eukaryota; Fungi; Basidiomycota; Agaricomycetes; Agaricales; Mycenaceae
Product: Retinol dehydrogenase 12
Exons: 1
Coding region: 1-405 (134 amino acids)
Source: RefSeq, a predicted model, not a curated record